AUGGAAUAUUUCGACUUUGAAGGUGCUUCUUCGGUUCAGUCGAACAACCACAGUGAUGAUUUCGCCUCUAUGGACCAUGAAUUUGAAGCCGAAGAGCGGGCUGCCAACUUACAUUUGAUGCUCGAAGAAGGACCAUUGGAAUUUCCCAAUGACCCGCCCGCCCCGGCUACAACUGAGCUGCUCAUGGGCGAUACUAGCACUGAGGCAUACCCCAUGCUUCGCGCCGAAGAACCUUGUGACUUGUGUCAACGUUUGGGCUUGGAUUGUGUCAUCCCUAAACGUGGAGUGAUGCAUAGUAAUGGUGGUUGCACCUGCUGUAUCAGUCUCUGGCGUGAAUGUAGCUUCACCCAUGCCAAAGCCCGCGGGAAGUUCCUUCACACAUUACAUCCAGUGUCCGAGAAUGCCUUCAUCUCCACGGGCGGUUUGACUGGAAAGAAGGUGCUCAAGUCAGCAAUCACCCAUGGGGAUGAUUCAGAUUCACGAUCUCGUCGAUUCUCACGCGCGGCCGCCAAUAUCUUGAAGGCUUGGCUCCGUGAACACAACGACAAUCCUUAUCCCACCGAGUCGGAAAAGUAUGAGUUGCAGAACACAACUGGUCUCUCUAAGAUUCAGAUUUCAAAUUGGCUCGCCAACGCUCGAAGAAGAGGCAAAGUUCGUCCUGCGAUUGGGGCUGAUUUGCCAGUGCCUGGCACGGAAGCCUACUCUCCCCCCGAAAACGAGCCGGCUGCGAUGACAGAUAUUAACCGUGCUUUGGCCAACCCUCCUUUCGAUCCAUCCCGCCCGCGCCGUCAACCUUCAGGUCACGUGAGGCACCGUCAUCCGGGGUCUAGUACCAAUGACUCAAGCCACGCGAGUUCUGAACAUAGAAGACGCCCUUCUGUCAGUAGUUGGGAUACUAGUCAUUCAUCCAUCUCUGACCUUUCAUUUGCUUCUGCUUUUUCCCAUCGAUCCUCAAUUGGAUCAAUGGAUCGAAAGGAACGUCGUCGCCGCCGCAAGGUCUCAGUCCCAGUCGAUACAUUGAGUCGCCAGAAAGCUCGCGCUUCUCGUCCUUUCCAAUGCACUUUUUGUACAGACUCCUUUGCUGCCAAGUAUGAUUGGCAACGUCAUGAAAAAUCAAUGCAUCUUACUCUUGAAAGGUGGACCUGUUGUCCCCAUGGCGGUGUUACCGAAGAUCAAGGUAUACUUCGUUGCGUCUUUUGCUCUGUAAUCAAUCCAGACCGGGAUCAUUUGGAAACACACAACUACAUUGACUGUCAAGAGAAGUCAAUACAGGAGAGGACUUUCUUCCGGAAAGAUAAUCUGAAUCAACACCUUCGACUGAUGCAUGGUGCAAAACUUCAACCUUGCAUGGAGAAGUGGCAUAGCAGUACCACCGAUAUAAAAUCUCGUUGCGGUCUCUGUGGAUCUAUGUUGAGCACCUGGAAAGACCGCGUGGACCAUCUCGCCGGUCACUUCAAGAACGGAGCCACCAUGGCGCAAUGGCAAGGCGACUGGGGCUUUGAGCCCCAUGUCCUUGCGCAUGUGGAGAAUGCCAUGCCGCCAUACCUCAUCGACUAUGACUCAAAGACUCCCAACCCCUGGACUACUGCGCAGGCACAAGGGGAUGAUGUAUCACCCAGGUUAAACGUCCCCAACGAUGCCAACUGCCACGCACGCCUCUCACGUGAGCUCGGCGCGUAUAUUCAAAACCAAAAGGCACAAGGUGUCAUUCCAACAGAUCAUAUGAUACAAUUUGAAGCUCGCCGAGUCAUCUUCGAGGGUGACGAUGACCCUUGGAAUCAAACUUGUGCCGACAACGCCAUGUGGCUGAGCAUCUUAAAGCGAGACAACGGUCUUGAAACCACCAUAAAUGACGACAAAAUCCAGUAUGACGACCUCGGACUGCAACCUCCAUUCGUAAUGUGUGGUCUCCCGAAAAAUAAAUCGCGAGCAACCAAUCCACCGAGCAAAGUGUAUCCCAGUCCCGCAAUGUCAAGUCCUGGUUUUCAGAGCCCUGCUUAUCCCACCCCUGGGUUCUCUUCUACCACACUCAGUGGACUUAACAGCUUAUCAGGAAGCUAUGCUGCCAGCUCGGGCAUCAUUUCAGCAGGUGUGCCGGCUUUUGAUUCUGAUUGGGGUAGCAGUGUCCACGGAAACGCUUCUGCUUACUCUACUCCUGUAACAGGAGCACCUGACCCGUUGGUGCAGAUGGGAUUUGACCCAGAUUUCCUGCAAAGAUUAAACGACAGCUACAGCGAACUCACUCCUCCCGAAAUACCUGACUUGCCCAUAGGAGCUGGUCAUGAAAUUCACACCGAGAAGCAGACGUGGUUGGAUACAGGAUUCCAGCAACAGACGGCUCCCAUUCCGGACCCGAAUGCUUUCUUUCAUUCCAACGAAGACGGCCCUUUUGUGUCUGAUGCUGCUCAACAGGUCAUCCCUGCAUUCUUACAGCAUUCUACGUAA
Molecule: messenger RNA, 2445 nt
Organism: Penicillium taxi
Lineage: Eukaryota; Fungi; Ascomycota; Eurotiomycetes; Eurotiales; Aspergillaceae
Product: putative homeobox and C2H2 transcription factor
Exons: 2
Coding region: 1-2445 (814 amino acids)
Biological process (GO): regulation of DNA-templated transcription
Molecular function (GO): DNA binding
Source: RefSeq, a predicted model, not a curated record